CCGGCCGGCCCGCGGGCCGUGAGGGCGACAUUGGUGGCGUCGUCCUCUGCCCCCUUCUCCGGGGGCAAGAUGUCCGGACUCAGCCACUUAGAGUCGGAGGGCUGCCGAAACCUACUCAGCAUGCUGGACAAUGACGAGAUCAUGGCCCUUUGCGACACCGUCACCAACCGCCUGGUGCAGCCUGUGGACCGCCAAGAUGCUAUUCGUGCAAUAUUAGUAUAUAGCCAAAAUGUAGAAGAACUUCUGAGGCGCAAGAAAGUCCACCGAGAAGUCAUAUUUAAGUAUUUGGCAACACAAGGAGUGGUUGUACCUCCAACUACUGAAAAACACAAUCUUAUUCAGUAUGCAAAAGAUUACUGGGAAAAACAGUCACCCAAACUGAAGGAGGCAGCAGAGCCAGUUACAAAGACAGAGGACAUCCAACUCUUUGAGCAGCAGGCGAAGGAAGAUAAAGAAGCUGAAAAGGUUGAUUUUCGUCGCUUAGGAGAAGAAUUCUGUCACUGGUUCUUUGAACUUCUUAAUUCUCAGAAUCCUUUUAUGGGACCACCUCAAGAUGAAUGGGGCCCACAGCACUUCUGGCAUGAUGUCAAGCUUAGGUUUUAUUAUAAUACCUCAGAACAAAACAUGACAGACUACCAAGGAGCAGAAAUUGUGAGUCUUCGCUUACUGUCAUUAGUGAAAGAGGAAUUUCUUUUUCUCAGUCCCAACCUUGAUUCUCAAGGACUAAAAUGUGCAUCUUCUCCUCAUGGAUUAGUUAUGGUUGGAGUUGCAGGCACUGUCCACCGAGGAAAUUCUUGUUUGGGCAUAUUUGAACAAAUUUUUGGACUUAUCCGUAGCCCUUUUGUGGAAAAUACUUGGAAAAUCAAAUUUAUCAACCUGAGAAUCAUUGGAGGAAGUUCCCUUGCUCCUGGAUCAUCACUGAAACCAUCUGUAACAUUUGAGCAGAGUGAUCUGGAGGCCUUUUAUAAUGUAAUCACUUUGUGUAAUAGCCCUGAAGAAAGACCUAAUGUAAGGCAGAUAUUGGAUAGUGGGACUGGAGACCAGGUUUUACAUAGUAGUGAUGAGGCGUUGUUGAACAAAAGGGAAAUGAAUCUGCCUAACCCUCUAAAGCAUUGAGCACGGUCCCUCAGCCCGAAGAGCUGCAGAAACACAACAGUGACCAUCUCUAAGCCACUGCAGAUGUGAGAAUUGACUUAUUUUAGCUGAAAUACCUUUUUGGACUACAGACUAAUGUGAAUACUUGCCUAUUUCUACCUGAGUUACAGCAAAUGUUCUGAGAACUUAUUGCGGUCCACCAAAUAAAUCCCACUUUAGAUGUUGUAGAUACCUGUGUGCCUUAGAAACUUUAGGUAAUAUUUUCAUUUUAUUUAGUGACUAGCCUACUAAUCUCUGUGCUUCCAAGUAGCAGGCAUUAAUAUUAUUCAUGUUUAUGGCUUAUUGGAUCUCUUACCAAUGCAUUUCACUAAAGUGUUGUCAAAAGAAAACAGCAUUUUAACGAUGUUUAAUAUAAGAAGUUUUAAUUAUAUAAGAUAAAGUUCAAAAAGUCCAAUAACUUAGCCUGGGAAGAAAAACUCAGCUUCCCAUUUGAAACUUCUUUUUCAGGUUACCUUUUCUAGUCCAAGCAAACAUCUCAAAAUCUGCUACUUUUCUGAUUCAGUCCAGGCAGUAAAUGCUGUUGUCAACACAGACCUUUUUACUGCUUAGGCUUCAGCCAAAAAUUUACAGAAUGUUUACUAUAACACUUUAAAGAUGGAAGGUAUGUGUGGAAAUUUUAAAGGUAUGUGCAAUCCCUAACAAAUUGCUGUUCUUCUUCCUGAUUGAUCUUGACAGAGGUUGACUCUCCUCAAAAUAACAAAUCAUAGACUUGUGCAAAUAAAAACAAACAAAUAGUAACAACCCAUUUGGAAUUUAUAACAUGGGUAUGCACAUAUGCACACAUCUAUCCUAACAAAGUUUUCCACCUCUGUGUUACUCGAUUUGAGAGCCAAAGUAGUCUUGACGUGUUAAUUGUGUAGUUGCUUUUAUGUUUAUAUCGCUCAUCACCCAGUAACUAGUUGCUGAUCCUGGAUUUGGUUAGGAAUUUUAAUUUUUAAAUUAUCAUUUGGAAGAAAUUCUGGAAAAUGUGAUGAUGUAUUAUACUUGUUAAACGUUUGCAUUUGACUCUGAUAACUGGGGAGACUGAUGGUGGUUUCUGGAAGUAAGAGGUAAAGAUUUCACCACCACCCCACCUUUGAUUUUAGUGGCAUGCCUCUAUAAAGAGCACAAAUCAGCAUGUUGUAGCAUAAUAAAGAAGGGAAAUUCUUAAUUGUCUAUUUAGAUUCAGCCCCCAGUUCUUCAGGAGAGCUGGAGGCAAUUUAACCACAGCCAAGCCGAUUUUCCUGUUAUUUUCUAUAUAGUAAGUAUAAUUAGGUAUAAAGGAACAGUAAUCUGCAAAACAGUUAUCAUGUUUAUAAGACAAAACAACCAGAUCACAUUCUUACCCACCCUCUACCUCUACUUGGGUUUUGAAAAUUCCAUUUGAUUUUAUACUUCAGCUUUUCUUUUUUUUAAAAUUUUUUUCCAGACAGUUUCUUUGUGUAGCCCUUGUUAUUCUAGAACUUGAUCUGUAGAACCAGGCUGGCCACAAACUCACAGAGAUCUGCCUUCUGAGCACUGGUAUUAAAGGUAUGCUUCACACCUGGUUAUACUUUCUUAGGUUUCAAGUCUCAAUAUAAAUACCCUGAGUAAAGCAGAAGAUUAAACAUGA
Grammomys surdaster is the source of this 2746-nucleotide messenger RNA. It is a transcript of the gene CUNH3orf38, whose product is annotated as chromosome unknown C3orf38 homolog. The transcript has 3 exons. Bases 70 to 1116 code for a protein of 348 amino acids. NCBI's taxonomy places the organism in Eukaryota, Metazoa, Chordata, Mammalia, Rodentia, Muridae. The record is from RefSeq and is a predicted model, not a curated record.